AUGGCGCCGGCGGACAGCCACGGGGAGUUUUUGGAAUUGGAGGACGCGCUGAGGUACAUGAAGAUGGUCAAGAACCGGCACCCGGCGACGUACAACGAGUUCCUAAACGUCAUGGCUCAUUACAAGAGGGGCAGGAUCGGCGUCGCAGAGGUGGCGUCGAGGGUGGCGGCACUGCUCAGGGACAGCCCCGACCUCAUCGUCGGCUUCAACGCCUUCUUGCCCAAGGGCCACCGGAUCCGUCUAUCCGACGAACAACUUGCCGCUCGUUUCAUGAGAGAAGUGAGCCUAGAUGACCACGAUGACGAUAAGAUCCACGAUGGAUGUAAUUAA
Triticum urartu is the source of this 330-nucleotide messenger RNA. The record is from RefSeq and is a predicted model, not a curated record. Lineage: Eukaryota; Viridiplantae; Streptophyta; Magnoliopsida; Poales; Poaceae.